Hevea brasiliensis (rubber tree) is the source of this 2733-nucleotide messenger RNA. RefSeq names its product probable protein S-acyltransferase 7. The transcript has 5 exons. The coding region runs from base 435 to 1757 and encodes 440 amino acids. Gene Ontology annotation, cellular component: Golgi apparatus; endoplasmic reticulum. The record is from RefSeq and is a predicted model, not a curated record. Lineage: Eukaryota; Viridiplantae; Streptophyta; Magnoliopsida; Malpighiales; Euphorbiaceae. Gene Ontology annotation, molecular function: protein-cysteine S-palmitoyltransferase activity. Gene Ontology annotation, biological process: protein targeting to membrane; peptidyl-L-cysteine S-palmitoylation.
UUUGGGUUGAUAGGCUUGUCAAUAGAGUUGCCCAUGCUCUUGCGAGCGAUUGGUUGUCUCAUGAUAGUUACUGUUUAUGGGUGGAGCCUCCUAGUUCCUGUUUCUGUAUUAUUCAGGAAGAGUUGCUUUGAUUAAUAAUAUUUUUCUCUAAAUAAAUUUCCCUGCUUUACUCCUUCCAAUCACAACUAAUCACAACUCGCGACCUCGCCUUUUUCUGCAUUCCUCUAAACUAUUCUCUCUGUCUCUCUGUCUAACCCAAAAAACAAAAGAAGCCCCAUAAACCCAGAAACCCCACUGCCCCAUUCCUAGCUCGCCGGAAUCUCAUGAAGCGCUAAAAGUUAACUCCGAGAGCCCUUCAAGCUCUCUAAUUUUUUCCUCUUUUUCCGUAAGGUGAUAGAAAGGCAGGGAGAGAUUGUUCUUAUAUAUAUCGACAAAUGUACGUGGUGCCGCCAUCUCAUCGAUCCGAUCUGGGAUCAGCUGGCGGCGGGUCUGGUGAUUUACGGGUCUAUCAAACUUGGAAAGGCAGUAAUAUAUUUUUUCUUCAAGGAAGAUUUAUAUUUGGACCAGAUGUAAGAUCACUUGCACUGACUAUAUUCCUGAUUGUUGCUCCAGUUGCAGUUUUCUGCGUCUUUGUUGCUAGAAAACUGUCGGAUGAUUUUUCUGAUCACUUGGAAAUAUCAAUAAUGGUUGUUGCUGUUGUAUUCACUGUAUAUGUUUUAGUUCUUCUCCUGCUAACUUCUGGAAGAGAUCCUGGCAUAAUUCCCCGCAAUGCACAUCCUCCUGAACCAGAAGGCUUUGAUGGAACUGCAGAUGUUGGUGCUGGCCAAACUCCACAGUUACGUUUGCCACGCAUUAAGGAGGUAGAGGUCAAUGGAGCAACUGUGAAGAUUAAGUACUGUGAUACUUGCAUGCUUUACAGGCCACCUCGCUGUUCACACUGUUCAAUAUGCAACAACUGUGUAGAACGAUUUGACCAUCACUGUCCUUGGGUUGGGCAAUGUAUUGGGUUGAGAAAUUAUCGAUUCUUCUUCAUGUUUGUCUUCUCAGCAACCCUUCUUUGUAUAUAUGUUUUUGCAUUCUGCUGGGUCUACAUUAGGAGGAUCAUGGUAUCAGAGCACACAUCAAUUUGGAAAGCAAUGAUCAAAACUCCUGCCUCCAUUGUUCUAAUAGUUUACACUUUCAUAUCAAUGUGGUUUGUUGGUGGCCUUACUGCCUUCCAUUUAUAUCUCAUUAGUACUAAUCAGACUACUUACGAGAAUUUUAGAUACCGAUAUGAUUGGAGAGCAAAUCCUUAUAAUAAAGGCGUGGUAGAGAACUUUAGAGAAAUCUUUUGCUCCAGUAUUCCUCUGUCCAAGAAUGAUUUCAGGGUAAAGGUACCAAGGGAACCUGCAUUACCAACUCGACCAAUUGGUGGAGGUUUCAUGAGUCCUAAUAUGGGGAAAGCUGUGGAUGACAUAGAAAUGGGAAGGAAAACGGUUUGGGGAGAUAUGGGUGCUAUGGCUGAUCAUGGUGAAGGGCAAUUCACAAACAAUGAUCGCAUGAACAUAAAGGAUGGUGAAUUAAGUGAAGUAUCCCCAGAUGUAAUGACUGCAGUGAAGGAAGGGAACCGUGGUGGAAUACAUCCAAGAAGAUCUAGCUGGGGAAGAGAAAGCAGAAGCUGGGACAUGUCACCUGAAGUUCUUGCUUUGGCAGCCAGAGUAGGCGAACCAAACCGUGUGGGUGUGAGUAGCAGUGGUAGCUUGACAACUGAGAACUGAGUUUCGUAGCCAGAAGCUUGUCUUACAACCAACCCAGGGGAUGGGAGAAGAUUUGAUCUGUUGAGUACUAGGUGGGACCAUUUGAGUUCAUGCUUAAUCAUUCAGCGUUCCAAACUAUGUUAUGUUCAGUAUCGGGUAACCUUUUUGGUAGUGUUUGGAGGCGUUGGUUUGGCCAUUUUUCUUUUAGGGGGUUGUGAUGGAAUGGGGGACUGCUGUAUGAGUGAGAUUGCUUCUCCUUUUUUCAUUUUCUUUUUUUUUUUUUUGGUUUGUAUGUGGAAUUAAUUAGCAUCUAAUUUUAUUUUAUUCCACUUGUGUAAUCAGUCACUAUUGUUUUGGCUCUUUCUGUGUGACCCUCUCUCAAGUAGGGGGACGGAAAAUUUGACUGCAACGUUGGACGCCGGAUGGUGCCACCCUUCUGACUGCGAAUUAAGUUGCCUUUGGGUUGGUGGAUCCAGGGGAUUAGUGAGUGGGUCAUAUAGACCUAAACCUGGCCAUGCCAUCAUUAUUUGCACAGCAACUCUCUUUGUGGCAGCUUCUCUUACUUUUGUUCUUUUUAUUAGUUUGCCCUUUUAAGUAUGUUUUUGAUUCUCAGUUUUCCUACCAUUGUGCCAAUAUGGUAAAUCCUUUUUGCCGAAGCAUUUCAAAGCCUUUUCAGGAGUGUUCUACAUGGUGUUCAAGAGAUGGAUUUAGUGAAACUAUCUAACCCCGGUGGAACUUUCCCAAGUCUUUGACUGAAUUGCUAUUGGGUGUAGUCUUCAGAGUCGUCUGUCCUUCCUGGUGCUGGUGGAUGCGAGUGGUCCAAAUGGAAGGCUUGUUUUACAGGCUUUUAGUUUUAGGUUCAUGCGCUGAAUGUACUUGGCUUUGUCCUUUGUUGAGGUUUGCGCUGUGAUGUAUUCUAGAGUUCUUGCGUAUCGUGGAACUUCAACAAUACAAAUUGUCUGAACAUGAUUCUUGCUAUUGCCUUUUUAUUUUCCUA